AUGGUGUCGGCGUCGCUGAGCGAGUGCCCGGGCGUGCUGGGCGACCAGCACGCAUACUUGCUCUCCGAUGUGUGCUACGGCGGCGACCUCCGCGCCCUGCUGCAGCGACUCAAGGCUGCCGCAAGCAGCAACACGGGGGACGCGGGGAGAGGCAAGGGGAGGCGGUGGUGGGGGAAGGCGAGCGGGGAAGGCGGGCGGGGAGGGGGAAUGGCGGAGGCGGAGGCGCUGGAAGUGGUGAAGCACGUGGGCGACGCCGUGGCGUUCUGCCACGAGCGAGGCGUGAUGCACUGCGACAUCAAGCCCGAUAACAUCCUCUUCGCCGCGCCCACACCUUUCUCCGCCGCCGCUGCUCCUGCCGCUGCGCCUGCGCGCGGCUCUCCUGCUGCCCUCGGCCUGUCCGCGCCCGUCGCCUCAGCGCGCAUCUCCCCCCGCCUGGCCGCGGGGGCAGUGCGGCUGGCGGACUUUGGGUUGGCGCAGGUGGUGGCGGAAGGGCAGCGCGGGUGCACCAUUCCCGCAGGCACGCCCGGGUACGUGGCGCCUGAGGUGGAGGCUCUCUGCCGCCCUCGCUGCCCGCCCGCCCCGGGCGCCGCCAAGCAUGCCAGAAAAGCAGCGGGGAGAGCAGCGGCAGGAAGCGCAGAGGCAGCGGGGUAUGGGCGCGCAGCUGACGUGUGGUCGCUGGGGGCGGGGGGAGCAGCGCGGGGAAGAGCAGGUGUGGCAGAUGGUGGUGAGCGUGAUGGGUGGAGGGAGGGGGAGGCGAGGGGUAUUGUGGAGGGGAGGGGCCAGCACCAGGGGGAAAUGCAGCUAGUGUGGCGUGACGUGGGGUGA
Molecule: messenger RNA, 825 nt
Organism: Closterium sp. NIES-65
Lineage: Eukaryota; Viridiplantae; Streptophyta; Zygnematophyceae; Desmidiales; Closteriaceae
Source: the annotation of a GenBank genome assembly